Messenger RNA from Dama dama (fallow deer), 2288 nucleotides. RefSeq names its product histone H2B type 2-E. The transcript has a single exon. Gene Ontology annotation, cellular component: nucleosome. Gene Ontology annotation, molecular function: structural constituent of chromatin; DNA binding; protein heterodimerization activity. The record is from RefSeq and is a predicted model, not a curated record. The coding region runs from base 26 to 406 and encodes 126 amino acids. NCBI's taxonomy places the organism in Eukaryota, Metazoa, Chordata, Mammalia, Artiodactyla, Cervidae.
UUUUGCCAAACGGUGUUGUUCCACAAUGCCUGAGCCGGCAAAAUCCGCUCCCGCGCCCAAGAAGGGCUCCAAGAAAGCCGUUACCAAAGCCCAGAAAAAGGACGGUAAGAAGCGCAAGCGCAGCCGCAAGGAGAGCUAUUCCAUCUACGUGUACAAGGUGCUGAAGCAGGUGCACCCGGACACCGGCAUCUCGUCCAAGGCCAUGGGCAUCAUGAACUCGUUUGUCAACGACAUCUUCGAGCGCAUCGCGGGCGAAGCGUCGCGCUUGGCGCAUUACAACAAGCGCUCGACCAUCACGUCCCGGGAGAUCCAGACGGCCGUGCGCCUGCUGCUGCCCGGCGAGCUGGCGAAGCACGCGGUGUCCGAGGGCACCAAGGCGGUCACCAAGUACACCAGCUCCAAGUGAGUCCCUGCCGGGACGCGGCGCUCGCACGAGUCGCAAAGCCGCUUGAUUUUCCAAAGGCUCUUUUCAGAGCCACCCACCUAAUCACCAGAAAAGAGCCUUGUUCACUUGUUUUUCCUCAGUUCCUCACAAAGUAAGUUACUCUAGUUGGCUAAAAGUAAUGGAAGAUGACACACGGAGCUUUUUAAGCCCCUAUGACUUGAGAUUCCUGGCGCGUGACUGGCUUUGCUUUUGAAUCUAGGGCGCGUCUUAACCCUCACUGCUGCUUAGCUUUCGUAUGAGUCAGUUCUAAAUUAGGAUACUGAGACUACUCCUAGACUUGUGUCCUGGUGACUCUGUUGGGUACGUUUCACCGGUGUUCCAAAACGAAGUGAGUGAUUUUAGCUAUCCACAUUUAAGAAAGAACCCCAGGACACGACCAAGCCCGGGUCUUCCGAACACUGCGUCACAGCCCUGAAGAAUUACACGAGUUUGGCAGCUGCGUGGGAGCCGGAUCACCAGUUAGGCCCUUGCGAUGAGGCUUCUUGUGGACACCGCGGUUCGGGAUACUUCGUACUGAGCCCGCGCUGCCUGGUCUCAGCCUUCCCCUGAUUGGACAUGAAUAUUCAAAAUCUCCCGCCGCUCCGGAAUUCAUAGGUUCUGGUUUGCGCCGCUCACUUUGGCGCUGUGAGAUUCCUGUUAUUUCCUGGUUUGUGGAUCAUUUUUGCUUUUGUUCUUUUCUCGACAUAUUUAGGCGUCAAGUCACUGCAAGGCGCUAGUUAUUUUAGUUUGGUCUCAAACGUCACCUCUCAGACACCUUCGGGAAGUUGCGCCUCUUCUUCCUGUCUCUGGUCCCUCACUAUUUUAUCUUCCUCAUAGCAGCUGUCAGAAAUUGUUUUGCUAUUAAUAGUUGGUUUUUCCCCCCUUGUUUACCAUUUUCUUGAAGACCUUUACAGAAACUUUAUUGGUUUAGUUUUCGUCUAUAUUGUCCCCGCCAACCGGUGUUUGGCACACAGUGAAUACUAAUUCAGAAGUACUUAAGUGUCCAAUUUAUUUUUCUGUUCCUCUUUUAAAAAUCGCCUUCAUGGAUGGAUGAUGGAUGCGGUUCAUUUCCAUUAGAUGUAUGUGAAGACAUGAUGAAAAUGGAAAUGUUUCUGAGCUUUCCCAAGUUGGCUAUGGUCACCUCAGGUAACAGCUGAGAGGAGGGCUGUAUUUGUGUGUGUGUGUUUAUGCUAAGGAGGAGGUGGCAGUCCUUCCUUUAUGCUUUUCAGUUUGGUCUAAUCUUUUGGAUUUUCAUUAAAUUCAGAACAUUGCUCACUGGAAGAUCCUUUUCCUUUCUUCAUUUAUGACACCCUCCUUCCAUCCUGAUCUUUUGUUCCCCACUGAGAUGAAUUUUUCCUUUACAUUCAGUUUGAUUUGCUCUUCAGGAGGCCCUAUAAAAUAGACGAGGUUGGGGCUUCCCUGGUGGCUGUGGUAAAGAAUCCGCCUGCCAGUGCAUAAGACACAGGUUCGAUCCCUGAUCCAGGAAGAUCCCAGAGAGGAAAAAAAAAGAAUGUUUCUCAAUAUUCCUUUAAAAAUCAGGUUGAGAGUUGAGUGGUCCACUGGUCAUGCAGCUAACAUUGUCCAACUUUGUACCCUCAGAUGCAAGGAUGAUUGCGUUUUAUUUUAUUGUAAUUAUGGAAUGUUGUAUUUUUCUGUCCAAGCCUUGAUUCUGCUGAUAAUGGCACUGAUGGACUGAUCAGCUAUUCAACUCUGCUUUUGGAUAAGGGGUCCUGGAGUUGAUUGCAGGGGCUUCAUGAAUCCAAAUGGACUCCGGACAUUAUCAGAGACUAAUGUUUCUUACAUGUGUGUUUUCAAAUGUGUGUAUAUGCUAUUAUUGUUAAUAAAUUUACCAGUUAAUUUAAAA